GGCACUGCUAAUGAUUGAUGGAGGCAGUGAGAUUGGGUGAUUGGGGGUGGGCUGGGUUGAGGAGGAGGAGAUGCAUUCAGCGUACCUCAGAGGGACAGAUUCUACGGGGCAAAAGGACAGAAGUGGCUAGCGUCUGGUCUAGUGUGCCACAUUUUUCCAUUUGCUCCAGUGCUGAAACCCCACUGACCCGAUUGGAUGGGGAAAAGGGAGGGAGGACUGAGGGGCACUGAAACAGGGUUCUGCGGAGCUGUGCGACGGUUCGGAUUAAACCCUUUCCCUCAGCGAUGACCACCCCGCCGAUGCUUCCCGUCAUGUGGGACCUGGUGCUGUGCCUGCUGCCCUCUCUGGUCCUGCUCCUCACCGCCCUGCUUUUCCGUUGGCCCCCAGUGCGGGCUUGCACAGGGCAACUGGUUCGGCGAGCUGGCCGGUUGCUGUGGGCGUGGUUGUGCUGGUUUCUGGAGCUCCCAUUGGUCCCUGAUGGAAGGAUGGACAGCGAGGGGCCCCAGCUGGUUUGCAAGCCCACGGCCCUGGCCCAGUUCCUGCUCCGGCAUUGUGGGUCCCUGGCCCGGCCUAGCCUGGCCUCCUGGCCCUGGGGGGACCCAAACAUACAGACGCUCUGGAGCCUGGCUGGACCCCUGGGAGCAGGCGGAGGGAUACGGUUUGCCAGGGACUACCUGCAGGUGAAGGACGGCGGUGUGGUGGCCUUGGAUUGGGCAGUAGGACCAAGGGAGGAGGCAGAACCGUGGAGGCUAGGUGGGGCAAAGCAAGAGCAGGGGGCAGGAGGAGGUGUUGGGCGAGGGAGGGCCCUGAGCUGCCACACAUCCUGCCCCCCCAUCCUCAUCCUCAUUCCCAACUCCUGGGGCAGGGUAACCCCCCACCUGCUCCGGCUGUGUGCCCUGGCCCUCCGACAGGGGUACUACCCCGUCGUGUUCCACCGUCGCGGUCAAGGUGGCUGCCCCCUGGUCACCCCCAGGUUCCAGGAGUUCGGGGACCCCUCCGACCUGGUCCAGGCCGUGGCCUACCUCCGUUACCGCUACCAGUCGUCCGCUCUGCUAGCAGUGAGCGAAGGCUCGGGGUCCGGCCUGCUCCUGUCCUACCUGGGGGAGUGUGGGUCCUCCUCUUACCUGAUGGCCGCCGCCUGCCUGUCACCCGUCCUGCAGGGCCAGCUGUGGUUCGAGACGCCCCUGAGACCCCUGUACCGCUGGGGCGUGCUGCUCUACCAAAAGCUGCAGCUCAGCAGGUAUGCUAGUGCUCUGAGCGCAGUGAUGGACGUGGAGCGGCUGCUCACCUGCUCCUCACAGAGGGAGCUGGAGGCGGCCAUGUUCUGCUCUGGGGGAGGCAGCAGGGUGGCAGGGCAGAGCGGGGGCAGGGAGGAGGUGGCCUGGGGCGACUACUGGGAGCGCAACGAGCCGCUGCGGGACGCGGACGAGGUGGCGGUGCCCGUCCUGUGCGUCUGCAGCCGCGACGACCCCCUCCUGCCCCCCGCCUCCGCCCUGCCCACGCAGCUGUUCCGGAACAGUCCCUACUUCCUGCUGGCGCUCACCGCCCGCGGCGGGCACUGCGGCUUCGCCUCGCGGGACAGCGACGGCGGCGCUCCCUGCUGGAGCCACGAGGUGGCGCUGGAGUACUUCCGGGCCGUGGCGGAGUUCCUGCGGGCGGAGGAGAGGAAGGCCAGCGGGACGAGGGGGGCGGCGGCGAGGGGAAGCCCGGCACCGCAGUGGAGGACGGGCGCCGCGGCGACGGCCCGCAGGCGAAGGGCUAUGGUCCUGAGGAGAGCGAGGCCGCCCGCCCGCCCGCCGGUCUGCUUCACCGUGGGCUCGGAGGGGCGGGGGGACGGGGGCAGCUCUGGGGAAGAGCAGGACAUGUUCACCUGGCACAGGUCAUACACACGCUGACCAGACUCAGCUGAGCUCGGCCAGACUUUCCAUUAAUCUGAAAAUACUGAUUUUAAGACCCUCAAAUGUCUCAACCACAGGCCGGGAACUUUGGUUUGUCGUAAGCGUACGGGCAAAAUGCAAUGUGAUCGUAAGACCGUUCUGUAAAUGAGGCCCCUGGUGACUGAAAGAGGGUGUUUCUGAGAAAUUUACACCUGAGGAAGCAAACCCUGCUCGUCCAGUUUUGCUGGAGAUAACCUUCAGUGCCAAUUAUGCUGUCGCCCCCUGGAAGAGUUCAGGAAGUGCAGACUAAGAGUAGAGCCGGCCGGCCUCAGAAAAGGGGAAGACGGGAGGGGAAAUGCGAUCAUGCAGCGCGCCGAGGCGAAAAUCACCAGACGACAAGAUCACCAGACGAAACAGACGAAAGCGGGACAACCCAUGUCCCUUUCGUAAGCACUUUUGACAUCGAGACAAAGCAAAAUGGGGACCUCCUGCAGCGAAAAUAGCAAACGGGACUGCACGUGCGAACAUGCACAUUCAUCAAAAAAGGGGCACUCAAAAAUAGAUCGCAUUGGUUUGCUGACUGGGAGCAAAAUGAAAUGUAUGUGCUGAAAAUAAUGGGCAGUCCACAGCGCGGUACAGCUGGCCAGGGCCUGGUGGGCAGUCAGAGCUGGGAAUAGCACCCGCUCGAUUCCAAACGCGCUGAUUUUUUUGUUUACCGGCAGUUCCGAGCGCAAGCUAAUCACGGAGGAAGCGCAAGGUUUCGAUCGCCACUGUGGGGAGGCGGCACACGGGCACGGGGGACCAUAUCCGAAAAACAGCCCUUUCAGUUAGCUGUUUUUUUUCAUUUAAAGCUUGGGUUGUUGUUUCUUCUUUACUGUUUAAGAGGGAAAAUAAACAAACGCGUUUGGAACAGAACAUGACCAGAUGGGAGACGGUCUGCUGCGCUCCUGAGGUGUUUACGAAGCUCACACGCACAAAUACAUCACUCAUUACUGACCUGUGCCCGGAAAAACAGCAUUUUAACUGCCCGGAUGAGCCUUGUUUACAUUUGUAUUUAAAUAACUUUAUUUGUAUUUUAAUCAGGCAAUUAUAUAUUUUAAAAAAAACAAAAACAGUUCUGUUAUAUUAUUCAAGUAUAUCCAUUUGAUAUUCACUCUACCAGCACUUAUAAUACUGGGGUCAGUCACUUGGUUGUCGCUAAGGAGACACACUGACAAUGAAUGAAGAGGCAGAACUCGAGAUGUACUAAAAUUACUUUAUUACAGUUGAUUCUUUGUCCAGUAUCCCUCUGCCAACACAAGGAGUAAUUACAAACAAAAUAUUACAUUAGACCCUUAAGUCUUUUUUCUUUUCUUCUAAUUUCUGAAACCUCUUUUAUACAUUUUCAAUUCACUUUGUUUUUGUCAUUUUAUGAAUAAUCUUUCUUUUAUGUAAUCUUUCAGACAUUCAGUAACAGGUUUUUCACAAUCUAUACAUUUUAAUACAGGUUAUAUAUGGGUUGUAAUGGUAAUGCUGAACCAGGUCAAAUAUGAUCUUCAAAGAAAAAUAAAAACAAAAAAAAGAAUACUGACAAAUACACUGUACAGAGACGCUCCUCCAACUUUCAUUGACCCCGCCCACAACCACCCUCACUGCUAUCCGCAUUUGCCGGGACUGAGACUGACAAAAGUUGUUCAGCCAAUCACAACCGGUCUACUCACGCAUCAAAAAAAAAAGAAAAAAAGUUCAGAGUUCCGUAGAUGGAACCAAUGCAGUGGAUGUGUUCAUUGGCAGCUCAGUUAUGGCACAGUGUCUGACCAGAGGGGCGGACAUCCGUUCCUUUUUUUAAUUAUUCUUUUUUAAAAAUCAGGUUAUACAUUCAUCUGCUAAAUUUCUCACCUCCCCCUUUGCCAUGGUCUCAGUCAGCAGGACACAAGGGAAUGUUAAUAAAAAAAAUAAAACGAUAGUAGUUUUUUUAAAACAAAGAAAUUUGGCUACAGAAUAAAAUGAGUGAAGAUCAAUAUUUAAAUACGGU
Molecule: messenger RNA, 3891 nt
Organism: Anguilla rostrata (American eel)
Lineage: Eukaryota; Metazoa; Chordata; Actinopteri; Anguilliformes; Anguillidae
Product: protein ABHD15
Exons: 2
Coding region: 285-1895 (536 amino acids)
Molecular function (GO): monoacylglycerol lipase activity; short-chain carboxylesterase activity
Source: RefSeq, a predicted model, not a curated record